GGUCGUGCUCGUGACAGUUUCGUGUCGUGUCAAAAAGCUCGAUCCGCACUAGUGGAUAAUGCUCCUCUAUAAAGAGUACGACAUGUCGUUGUGAAACUAACAACAAACGACAGCUCCUCUAUAUAAUAAUAACAUAUUUAGACUUCCCAAUUUUUUUGUUAAUUUAGUAUUUUAUGAGGUAGGAGUUGAUUGGAAAGAAUAACGUUAAAACGACAUCGUCUAAAUGCUCAGAAACGUAACAAACGACAGGAGCAUUCAUCGUCACAAGAGCUCCGAUCUUUGGCAGAGAUGUACAAAUGUCAGACUCCUCAAACAAAUCCACGCUUCCAUGCUUGUCAAUGGCUUCAAUUCAAAUGCUUCUGCUCUCAGAGAAUUCAUUUUCGCCUCUGCUGUCACCAUUUCAUGCACCAUUGACUAUGCCCACCAAGUGUUUGCUUUUAUUACCCAACCAGACACAUUUAUGUGGAACACCAUUAUUAGAGGCUCAGCUAGGAGUGGUAAUCCCUUUAAUGCUAUUUCCUUAUAUAAUCAGAUGGAAAGCCAAUAUUUCAAACCUGAUUGUUUCACGUUUCCUUAUCUCUUCAAGGCUUGUACUAAGCUUUGUUGGGCAAAGAUGGGUUUUGGGAUUCAUGGGAAGGUUGUGAAGUUCGGGUUUGAAUCCAACAAGUUUGUGAGGAAUGCCCUUAUUCAUUUUCAUGCAAAUUGUGGGGAUUUGAGUGUUGCAGCUGCACUUUUCGAUCAAUCUGAGGAGACGAAGACAGAUGUUGUAGCGUGGUCGGCUUUGACUGCAGGGUAUGCUAGACGAGGCAAUCUUGGUAUUGCUAGAAAGCUUUUUGAUCGAAUGCCUGAAAGAGAUUUGGUUUCUUGGAAUGUGAUGAUUACUGGGUAUGCAAAGCAAGGUGAAAUGGAGUGUGCAAGGAAACUUUUCGAUGAGGUUCCUAGAAGGGAUGUUGUGACUUGGAAUGCAGUAAUUGCAGGGUAUGUAAGCUGUGGUUCUAACACGAAAGCGUUAGAGAUGUUUGAAGAAAUGAGAAAUGUUGGGGAACAGCCUGAUGAAGUGACAAUGCUGAGUCUCUUGUCUGCUUGUACUGGUCAAGGAGACUUAGAAAUUGGCCAAAAGAUACACAGCUCAAUUUUGGAGAAGGGUUCAAGAAAUUUAAGCAUUCUACUAGGAAAUUCACUAAUUGAUAUGUAUGCAAAGUGUGGGAAUAUCCAAAGGGCACUUGAAGUUUUUGAUGGGAUGAUGAACAAAGAUGUUUCAACUUGGAAUUCAGCUAUAGGAGGAUUGGCUUUCCAUGGCCAUGCUGAGGAAUCAAUUACUCUGUUUCAAGACAUGUUGAGGAGUAAAAUUAAGCCAAAUGAAAUCACUUUUGUUGGUGUUUUGGUUGCUUGUAGCCAUGCUGGGAAUGUUGAAGAAGGUAAGAGGUAUUUCAAUCUCAUGAGAAGUGAAUACAAGAUUGAGCCGAAUAUAAAACACUAUGGCUGUAUGGUUGACAUUCUAGGCCGUGCUGGGCUGUUAAAUGAAGCGUUUGAGUUUGUAGAGACAAUGGCUAUUGAUCCUAAUGCCAUUGUGUGGAGGACACUUCUUGGAGCUUGUCGAAUUCAUGGCGAUGUUGAGCUUGGACAGCGAGCGAACGAGCAACUGCUUCGAAUGAAAACGAAUGAGAGCGGUGAUUAUGUUCUUCUUUCUAACAUAUUUGCUUCACAUGGAGAGUGGAGUGGGGCUGAAAAGGUGAGGAAGUCGAUGGAUGACAAUGGUCUGAUGAAAGAGGCUGGCUUUAGUCUAAUUGAAUCCAAUAAUAACAUGUUUGUUAACCAAUUUUUGUUUGAUUCAAAAGUUAACAAAUCUAUAAAUAUAUUAGAAGGCAAGGAUGUUAGUUAAGUCAAUUAAAACAUUUGUAGAUGUAACAAAAUCGUUUACUUGAGAAGCAAUUUAUAAAUAUAUUAGCUUUCUCAA
Molecule: messenger RNA, 1957 nt
Organism: Cannabis sativa
Lineage: Eukaryota; Viridiplantae; Streptophyta; Magnoliopsida; Rosales; Cannabaceae
Product: pentatricopeptide repeat-containing protein At5g15300
Exons: 1
Coding region: 224-1882 (552 amino acids)
Biological process (GO): RNA modification
Molecular function (GO): RNA binding; protein binding
Source: RefSeq, a predicted model, not a curated record